Molecule: messenger RNA, 3057 nt
Organism: Dictyostelium purpureum
Lineage: Eukaryota; Evosea; Eumycetozoa; Dictyosteliales; Dictyosteliaceae
Exons: 1
Coding region: 1-3057 (1018 amino acids)
Source: RefSeq, a predicted model, not a curated record
AUGGACAAAUUAUUUUUUCAAGUAUUUAGAAAUUUAUACAUCAGAAAACUAAUUUUUUCAAAUAUUCACAAUGAUGGAAAAUAUUGUUAUAGUGGGACUUCAGUAUUACGUGUAUUUAUUAAGCACAAAAAGUUUAAAAUUUUAUUAGAUAAAUUAAGGGCUAAUCAAUUUAUUUUUGUCGAAAGUAAAGGUUUAUUCCAACUAUUUGAAAAAUAUACAGUGAACCCAUAUUUUGAUGAAAUUUUUGAUUUAUUAUGGAAGAGUUAUAAUGAAAGAAUUAGAGCACUAGAUCCAUUAUUAUCCAUGGGUAAUUUAAAACUUUUAAAAUUUAUUUAUAGUAAAUAUUAUUCAAAUAAUAGCAUCUCAACUCCAACAACUAAAAUAGAUCAAAUUUAUAGAAUUUAUGGUUUAUUACAAGUCUCAUUAGAUAAUUCAGAAAAUCUCGAUAAUUCAGAAAAUCCCGUUAAAUUAAUCGAAUUUAUUAAUCAAAAUAUUAAUAAUAAUAGUAAUAAUAGUAAUAGCAAUAAUAUUUAUGAAGAUAAAAUAGUUCACCAAAGAAAAAAGCAUAAACCUGAAAUAAAUCAACAAUCCUCUUCUCUAAACCAACAAAAACAACUUGAUAGAAAAAAAGAAUUAAUAGAAUCAAUUUAUUUAAACAAAAAGAUACCAAUUUUUUUAAAUAAAGGGAAACCAACUAUUUUAAAUACUUAUUUUCUUAGAAACGCAUUUAAAAAUAUACAAUUUUCUAAAGAAGAUUUCCAAUUAGAUAUCAAGUCUUUAGUUAUUAAAUAUAGAAAUGAAUUAUUAUUGGGUCCAUCAAAAACUAUUGAUCGUUUUUCAAACUAUUCAAAAGAAUCUUUAGAAAUCUUUUUAUUAUUUGUGCUUUUUUCAGAUUAUCAGGUAACAAUAGAUAACAAUUUUUAUAUCAACAAUCUCAUCUUUUUAAAGUUUCAACUCUUAGGAAAAGUAAAAGUACCAGGAUUUUAUGAAAAGUUCGAACAAUACAAGUUUCUUUUAGCUGAAGAAUCAAGUAUAAACUCAACUCAAGAUUUAAUUGCUAUGGUCGAAAAUAUUGAGGAUAAUGAUCAAGAAACUCUUUUUUAUUAUUUCGAUGGCUAUUAUAUUUAUCAUUUACUCGAAAAGAAUGAGUUUGAAAAAGUAGAUUCCUUUAUGAACACCAGUUUUGAAUUCGAAAAGUACAAAUCACAAUAUAUUGGUAUCGAUUAUCAAAUAAAACAAAAUGCUGUAGUCAUUUUAUUUUAUUAUUCAUUUUUUAAAUGUUCAGUCGAAGCAUUCAAUUUAUUUGCCAAAUAUAAACAAUCUCAUAAUUUCGAUAAGAGUUUAAGCCAUAGAUCUGUUACCAUCAAAAAUUUAAAUAUAGAAAAAAUCAGUGCAUCAAAGGUAGCAUCAUUCUUCGAACAUUUACUAUCAGGUGCCACUUAUUUAAAACCAGAACAAUAUGAAAUUAUAUAUAGUCAUGCAAUUUUCAAUUACCCUGGUGAGGUUUUAAAGAUUGCUUUAUCAUUUCAAGUAUUCAGACUUAAAUAUAUAGAGUGUUUCAAAAUUUCAUUUUUUGAAAUGAUAAGAAGUUACUUUAUUUCAAUUGUCAAAGUUGAUCCUUUAAAAAUCGAACUAUUUCUCCAAUUCUUUGAUGAAUCUAAAGAUUCAGUUAAGUAUGUAUCAGAUCUUUUUAAUAGAACAAAACCAAAACAUGUAGCUCAAAUAUUAUCACUCUUUUUACAAUUUAAUAAGUGUAAAAAUAACAAAUUUAUUCAUAGAUCAAUAAAAAUUCUUCAAAGAAAAGCACAGAAUUUAGACAUCAACGAAUCAAUUAUAGUUUUUAAAGAAAUUGAUCAAAGUAAAAUUCAAGACUAUUAUUCCAAAUAUUAUGAAAAAAAUAAAAAGGGUGCAAUCAAAAGUUAUUUCUUAAAAAAAUCAAAUAUUUUAUUAUCCCACUUUUUCAUAUCAAUUAUCAAUUUAGAUGAUUCUUUUUUAAAGAUCGUCUCGGUAUUGAACAAUGAUACAGUUAUAACAAUAAGUGAUGAAAUUAAACAGAUUAUUUGUAGUAAUGGUACUUUUUCAAUUAGAUCAAACGAAAACAAUAAUAAAAGUUUAAAGAUUAUAAAAUAUUUAGUUUCAAAUAACCUUUUAAAAGAAUUUGGUUCACAAGAAUUCUAUAGUUGUUUAACAUCAUUGUUUUAUCCAUCCAGAGAAUACCUUUCAGAACUAGCCUCAUACAAUCAAGAGUUCCUAGAUACAAAUAAUGAAAUUAUUUUAAAACAGGUUUUUAUUACCAAGGAUGAUUAUAUCUAUAACGAGGAAAUAGGUUUGGAGUUAGCAUCAGGAAAUUAUGAAUCAAUUAUUAGGUAUUUAGAAAACAAUAGUAUUAAUACAAAACAAAAACUUUAUAAAAUAACUCACAGAAUUUCAAAUUCCUAUUAUUUUAAAAAGCUUUUCGAACCAUUAAUUAAAAAUAAUUGGUACAGGGGCUCAGCAAUGAGAUUUUUAAGUAAAAAUUUCAAUAAUGAAAUAUUCGAAUAUCUUUGGGAAAACUUUUAUAGCACAGACGACUUAAAGAAAUCAUUUUUAUAUGAUAUAUUCAAAAUGAUUCAUAAAAAUGACGAAGGGGUUCGAGAUUUUUCUCCAUCCAUCGGAUAUAUACUAAGAGAAAAGAAGGAUUUCAUUUCAAACAUUGAUUUCGAUAACAACGAAUUCAUAGAUAUAGUUUUAGAAAACUCAUUAUUAUAUUGCGAUAUUUCAAUUUUCAAGGCUAUCAAAUCAAUUUUCAAGUCUGCUAAUUUCACAGCCACUCAAUCUUUCUUGCUAAGAUUAUUCGAAUCGGACAAAAUUUACCUGUCACCUCAAGUAUAUUGUUGCGAUGUAUUAGAGUUUUUAUAUUACAAUAACUACAUACCAAAUUUAAAAGAACUAUUGGGCAAAGAAAUACUAGAUAAAAUUUAUAUUGAUCAUGGUAGCGAGAUUAAAAUAUCUAAAUCAACAUUUAUACUUUUACAUCAAAUAAUUAAAUUACAACAAAUAAAUAAAAACUUAGAAUAA